Messenger RNA from Lotus japonicus, 2166 nucleotides. RefSeq lists its product as uncharacterized. The coding region runs from base 1481 to 1957 and encodes 158 amino acids. NCBI's taxonomy places the organism in Eukaryota, Viridiplantae, Streptophyta, Magnoliopsida, Fabales, Fabaceae. The record is from RefSeq and is a predicted model, not a curated record. Gene Ontology annotation, molecular function: protein dimerization activity. The transcript has 4 exons.
UCUUCAUUCUUGCUCCUUUUCACGAUAGAAGUUUAAACCCUAGAGAGAACCUGCGCAGCUGCUGUCUCAACCCACCGUCGUGCUGCUGCUUUUGCCACCUGUCGUCGCGCCGCCGGCCACCGCUGCAGUUGCCUCACCCUCCGUCGCUGCUGCAGGUUUUGCGAUUCUCUGUCAGUUCUAGUUGUUUCACUUCAGAAUCCAAAAUGUCCGGGGCUGGUGGUUAAGAUGCUUCAAGCAACACUGUUGUUGGCCUGCUAACACUAGAGAAGAAAGAAUGCCCCUGGAAAAAGGACUGAUCCUGGGUGGAAACAUAGGAUUGAUAUUUUAGGCAAUGGAAAAAAGGUUAAAUGUACCUAUUGCGCAAAAGAAUUUUCAGGGACUUACAGGUUCAAGCAUCAUCUUGUUGGUACAAGCAUUGAUUCAGAACCAUGUACUACUGUGCCUGAAAAUGUAAGGGACUCUAUAAGGAAAAUUGUUGUGGAGGUUCAAAUUGCAUCAACGAAAAAGAGAAAUUUGAUUGAUAUUGAGGAAGACUAUUAACAAGUGGAGGUUGUUGAAACUCAAAUUCAGAGAAAGGGCAAAAACAUUUUCAACAUGCCAUCAAAGUCAAAAGCAAGAGUGGUGGAAGUGGAGCGGUGCAACAAACAUUGAAUAAUUAGGUGAAAAAGGACUUGAAGUCGGUGGUUGAUGAUGACAUUGCUGAAUUUUUCUACACCAGUGCUAUUCCUUUUAAUUGCAUUAAAAAUCCUGCUUUUGCAAAGAUGUUGGAGUCUGUUGCAAAAUAUGGAGUUGGCUUCAAGCCACCCUCUUAUCAUGACCUUAAAGAAAAACUUUUGAAGCGAGCAGUAAGUCGAACUGAUGCAAUGCUUGAAUCAUUUAAGGAGGAGUGGAGAAGGACAGGUUGCACAAUCAUACUUGACUUUAUCUUGCAAACAUCAGUGCAGAACUUGUUUAGGUCAGAUGACUAGAAGUCAAGUAAGUUUUCUACUAUGGCAAAGGGGAAAAGGGUGCAAAGUAUAGCUUUGGACCAUCGGUUUUGGAAGAACAUAAUCACAUGUCUCAAGGCUGCUGGUCCUGUGAUAGGAGUUCUUCGUAGGGUGGAUUCUGAUGAAAGCCCUGCAAUGAGUUUCAUAUAUAAUGCGAUGGACGGCGCUAAGGAAAAGAUAAAAAAGAACUUCAAGAAUAUUAAGAAGAGUUAUGAGCCUGUAUGGAACAUCAUAGAUCAGAGGUGGUAUAAACAACUUCAUAGGCCCUUGCACGCAACUGCAUAUUACCUCAAUCCUCAAUUACAUUGGGAGCCUAAUUUCAAAAAAGAUGAUCUUGAUGUCAAACAAGGGCUAUACAAUUGUAUAGGAAGCAUGGUGAGCUCUCACAGUGAGAGGAAUAAGAUUCAUGCUCAAGUUAAGGACUUUCAUUAUAUGAAAGACAUGUUUGGACUAGGUGCUGCACAAGAUGCUAAGAAGACUACACCUCCAGCAGAAUGGUGGGACUUUUAUGGAGAUCAAUGCCCCCUGAACUAAAGAAGCUUGCUAUUCAGAUUCUAAGCUUGACUUGUAGCUCUUCCGGAUGUGAGCACAAUUGGAGCUCAUUUGAAAUGGUUCAUACAAAAAAAAGGAAUAGAUUGCACCAACAGAAGAUGAAUGACUUAGUUUAUGUCAUGCACAACUUGAAGUUGAAGCGUAAAGGAACAAAGAGGAAAGUGUUUAUCCCUCUUGAGGAUAUUGAAUCUGAUAAUGAAUGGAUAACAAAUGUUGGAGAUGUAGAAGGAGAAAGAAACAAUGUUAAUGUCUAUGAAGAUGAUGAUGUACAACAUGUUGAUGAUGAUUUGGUUGCAAGCUCAAGUAAUCCACCUACCCUUGAUGAUGAUUACAUUCAAGAAACAUUUUCAUCUGAGGAAGAGGAGAACAUGGAUGAUGAUGAAGGAGAGUCUGAAGAUGAUGACAUGGAAGAUGUUUGAUCAUUUGAAGUUUAAAGAUUAUGAAUUAUGCACUAUUGAUUUUUAUUUUUAGCUCUCUUUAAGACUUUGUUAUGAAUUACGUACUCUUGGAGGUACUUUGGUUGUUUACAUGCUUUGUUGAACUUUGAUGCACUCUUGGUUGUUUAUGUGUUAUGUUGAACUUUGCUUUAUUAUGAAGUUGAAUGUUGAAUUUAUUUAGUUAAUUUCUC